AUGUCAUCGUCAGUCUUAAUCGUGAUCAUUUCAGAUGAACAACAACAACAGCAACAAAAGCCGGAGGAACCCGCAGCGAAAACUACCGAGGCGAAUGAAAUUCUGCCCAAGCCAGAUGACAAGCCUCAGGGACCGAUCCUUCCGAAGCCAGAAGAGAAGCCUCUACAGCUGGCUACCGAGACAAAUGAAAUUGCGCCGAAGCCGGACGAGAAGCCUCAGGAACCGAUCCCGCCAAAGGCGGAGGAAAAGCAUCAGGAACCAACUGUGCCCAAGACGGAAAACAAGCCUCAGGAACCAGUCCCGUCCAGAGCGGACGACAAGCCCCAGGAACCAAGCGUGCCCAAGCCGGACGACAAGCCUCAGCAACCCAGCCAGAACGCAGUAGACUCACGGCCUCCAGUUUCUGAUGAAAAGCCUGCAAUUAUCUUCGAGGAUAUCCACAAAACAAUCGAGGAUAUCGAUCAACUUCCUCCACCUCCAGAACUACCUACCGGAGGAGACGCGUUCUUCAGGCUUGCACGGAAUGUGGAAAGUGUUAUCAUCGGUGAAGGUAUUGUGAAGUAUGUAACUGGAUCUUUGGUGCUGCCUGACAAAACGAUUAAAAUCCAUCCUGCGAGGAAACAAGAGUUCCAAUUUACCCACAAGGAACACAGGCUGAUGCUUGUCGAUAUCGAGGAGGGGCAAUCAAAUUGGUGUCGAUAUAUAUUCAAAUUUACUGUCGAUCUUCAGUACGUUGCUAAGAUUGAAGCUCACUGCCGGUGGGACAGUAGACCGAAACUACCAUCGUCUUCUGAGAGUUACACUGACAUGCUCGCGUUCGCCGUCGUCGGCCCCAUUACUCAAGUACUCGUCGUGGAAGGUAACAAAAAUUACGUGUUGAUGUUCUCGGUGCGCGAUUCAGAAGUGGUCGAUCGCCGUCGCAUAGCUCUCUGUCAGAGACCAGGAGCGUUGGCUAGAGACGAAGCAGGACGUCUUUUCGUGGCAAAUCGUGCGGCAGCAGCUAUUCAGCUGGUCGAUACUGUUCGAUGGGUGUCAGCUCGUAACGUCGCUCUUGCUGAUGCUAUGGUACCGCAUUUCUCCGCCUCAUGGGGCCUUUUGGCCAUACCUUUGAAAGGAGCGAUUCGACUACAUCGGUAUUCAUUUCGAUUCGGUGUAAAUAAAUGA
Molecule: messenger RNA, 1164 nt
Organism: Cooperia oncophora
Lineage: Eukaryota; Metazoa; Nematoda; Chromadorea; Rhabditida; Trichostrongylidae
Source: the annotation of a GenBank genome assembly